CUCUUCCUCAUCCGCCGCCGCCGCCUAAAACUACUAAAAGUUCUUUUCUUUUCUCUUCACAAACACCGGAAAAAUCAUGGUCGGAGCUAACCCCACCAUCAAAUUCCUCUGCAGUUACGGCGGAAAAAUCGUCCCUCGUUACCCUGAUGGAAAACUCCGUUACCACGGCGGUGAAACCCGAGUCCUCGCCGCUGACCGCUCCAUAUCCUUCGAUGAGCUGUCGUUGAAGAUGGGAGAGAUGUGCGGGACACCGGUGAGUCUACGUUGCCAGUUGCCGACUGAGGAUUUAGACGCGCUGGUUUCGAUCACUUCCGAUGAGGAUCUUGCGAAUCUCAUCGAGGAAUACGAUCGUGUAGCGUCGCCGCCGUCUUUUUUAAAGAUCCGAGCCUUCCUUUCGCAGCCGAAAUCCGCCAAAAAAGCGGUUUCUUCUCCUCCUUCGUCAUCGGUUUCAUCGUCAAAGUCAUCUUUCCCAUCCACUCCGAGAUACUCCUGCGUACUCCAGAUCACGGGGACUCCCGUAGCUUUCCCUCUUUAUUCUCAGAAAUCUGUGGGGAAAAUGAUUCCUUACUAUGGUUACCAUGGAAACCCUCGCCAUAUUUACCUUCUUCACAGCGGGAAUCAUUGGCAAUAGCAGAAGAACAAGUAAUGAUCAGUACUACCCGCAGAUGAACAAAAGAAAACAAAUUAAGCUAUAAAUUAUUUUGUAUUUUAAACUGUAUAUCCUUUAAGAAGAACUGCUUUUGAUGAUUGUGUGGCCAUUAA
This is a messenger RNA of Hibiscus syriacus, 762 nucleotides long. RefSeq lists its product as uncharacterized. Gene Ontology annotation, molecular function: protein binding. The transcript is spliced from 2 exons. NCBI's taxonomy places the organism in Eukaryota, Viridiplantae, Streptophyta, Magnoliopsida, Malvales, Malvaceae. Bases 77 to 631 code for a protein of 184 amino acids. The record is from RefSeq and is a predicted model, not a curated record.